Linum trigynum is the source of this 440-nucleotide messenger RNA. NCBI's taxonomy places the organism in Eukaryota, Viridiplantae, Streptophyta, Magnoliopsida, Malpighiales, Linaceae. The record is from the annotation of a GenBank genome assembly.
CGACAACCAACAAGUUAUGAACUUUAAGGUCUACCUAGGCGAAAGAAGCAAGGCAAGCCAAAACAAGCCCCUCGCCCAACUCGACUUCCCCAACCUUCCUGUUGGUCUCAAAGGCGUCGAGAAGGUCACGCUCAGCCUCGACAUCGACGCGAAAGGCGCCCUAAACGUACUUGCCGAGCACCAAGCCACCGGUCGGAAUCUGAAGCUGGUCGUGGAAGGCGUCGGGGUGAAGGGCAAGCUGAUGGUGACAGAUGAAGAAGUGGAGAAGAUGGUUCGAGAAGGAGAAGAGCACAAGCUGGAGAACGAAGAGUCCGCCAACAGGGCUGUUGCGGCGAGUGCAAUGUUGUCUUAUGCAUGCGCCAUGACGACGAGAGGAGGUCAUCAGACGACAUAGGGAAGAUGUUGAACGAGUUUAAAGAGAAGGUGAAGGAGUUGGAGCG